Messenger RNA from Ooceraea biroi (clonal raider ant), 2078 nucleotides. It is a transcript of the gene Prp19, whose product is annotated as pre-mRNA processing factor 19. Gene Ontology annotation, cellular component: cytoplasm; U2-type catalytic step 1 spliceosome; Prp19 complex. Gene Ontology annotation, biological process: protein ubiquitination; DNA repair; mRNA splicing, via spliceosome. Gene Ontology annotation, molecular function: ubiquitin protein ligase activity; protein binding. The record is from RefSeq and is a predicted model, not a curated record. NCBI's taxonomy places the organism in Eukaryota, Metazoa, Arthropoda, Insecta, Hymenoptera, Formicidae.
UGUUUUCGCGCAUGCGCGGCGGCCCAUCUGGCGAGACUGACGAGCAGUAAUAAGCGCGCGUCGUCCGGCGUUGUAGGCGUGGAAAAUGGCGCUGUGCUGUGCAAUUUCCAAUGAGGUGCCGGAGCACCCAGUUAUAUCACCUGUCUCAGGCUCGAUAUUCGAGAAACGACUUAUCGAGAAGUAUGUGACUGAGAAUGGAGUGGAUCCUAUCAACGGCAAGGAGCUCACUGUUGAACAGCUCAUUGAUGUCAAAGCGAGUCCAAUUGUCAAGCCGAAACCGCCUAGCGCAACUUCUAUUCCUGCGAUAUUGAAAAAUCUGCAAGACGAAUGGGACGCCGUUAUGUUACACACGUUUACGUUGCGACAGCAGCUUCAGGCCGCCAGACAGGAGCUGUCCCACGCUUUGUAUCAGCACGAUGCAGCUUGUCGCGUGAUCGCUAGAUUGACUAAGGAAGUUACCGCUGCCAGGGAAGCUUUGGCCACUCUCAAACCACAGGCUGGAAUUGUUCAGCCGACUGCAAUUCCACAGCCAGCUGUGGCAGUGGAGGCCGGCGGCACUGCCGCUCAACCGAUGGAACAAGCCGGUAUUACCGAGGAUGUGAUUCAGAAGCUUCAGGAGCGCGCGACCGUUCUCACUCAGGAACGAAAGCGACGUGGACGAUCAGUGCCGGAGGAUCUGAUGCCGCAGGACAACAUUCGGUCGUUCCAGACUCUUGCGUCUCAUCCUGGACUUCACUCUGCCAGCGUGCCCGGAAUCCUCGCGCUCGAUAUUCACAGUGGUGACACCAGCAAGAUUCUAACGGGUGGCGCUGACAAGAAUGCCACUGUGUUUAACAAAGAUACCGAGCAAGUGGUUGCUAUUCUGAAAGGACACACGAAAAAGGUUACGCGAGUCAUUUACCAUCCGGAAGAAGACGUAGUGAUGACCGCGUCACCUGAUACGACGAUUCGCGUGUGGAACGUCGGUACCAGCCAGACGACUUUGCUGCUCAAGGCUCACGACGCUCCGGUCACCGGAUUAUCCCUGCACCCGACCGGCGAUUAUCUACUGAGCUCGUCUCUGGACCAACACUGGGCUUUCUCGGACAUACGCACUGGCAGAUUGCUAACUAAAGUGGCCGGACAAGUGGGGCAACCGUUGACCACGGCACAAUUCCAUCCUGACGGCCUGAUCUUUGGUACUGGCACGGCAGAUUCACAAGUGAAAAUCUGGGAUCUGAAGGAGCAGUCGAACGUGGCAAACUUCCCAGGUCACACUGGUCCGAUCACGGCUAUCAGCUUCUCCGAAAAUGGAUACUACCUGGCAACGGCUGCGGAGGACUCGUGCGUCAAACUUUGGGACUUGCGCAAGCUGAAGAACUUCAAGACACUGCAGUUGGAGGAGGGUUACGAAGUCAAGGACAUUUGCUUUGACCAAAGCGGCACAUAUCUGGCCGUGGCCGGAACGGAUGUCAGGGUAUAUCUCUGUAAACAAUGGCAAGAACUGAAAGUCUUGAACGAUCACACGGCGGCAGCCACCGGUGUUCGCUUUGGAAAGCACGCGCAAUACAUUGCCUCCACCAGUAUGGAUAGAACACUGAAGCUCUACGGAUUAUCGUAAAUCUCUAGAAGUAAACAAAUUUUUGUUAUUUAAUAUCCAAUUAGGUUACUCCAUAAUGUAUCUAACAAACUCGAAUAAUCUUGACUUAGUUUUUUGAGUUUCACAAAUUUCUUGAAUUCUGACUCGAUGACUAAACGUGAUAAGUUUGAAGAAACAAUGAUCGCUACAUAAAGACUCUCAGCAAAAAAAGAAAUGUACAAAGCGUGAAUAUUCGUAAGGUCCAUUUUAUGCUUCACAUUUAAAGCAGAUUUUAUGUAUUAUAGAUCGAAAAAGCGUGUUUUACCCGAGCUUUCUGCUCGAUCUUUCAAGUGCGAAUUUUUCGAUUCAAUCGUAAAAUCAAAAAUGUCACUUUGUUCUAUGCAGUUUUUGUUUGCGACUCGAACAGAACGCGAUCGUUCAAUGACGAGAGAUAUAUUUGUAAUCCUUAAGUCACACAUGCGACUUCUGGAGAAUAAAUAUUUUAUACAGUAGCAGCAUA